This is a messenger RNA of Myxocyprinus asiaticus (Chinese sucker), 2325 nucleotides long. Its product is annotated as D(1) dopamine receptor-like. Bases 183 to 1286 code for a protein of 367 amino acids. Lineage: Eukaryota; Metazoa; Chordata; Actinopteri; Cypriniformes; Catostomidae. Gene Ontology annotation, cellular component: membrane. The transcript has a single exon. The record is from RefSeq and is a predicted model, not a curated record. Gene Ontology annotation, molecular function: G protein-coupled receptor activity. Gene Ontology annotation, biological process: adenylate cyclase-activating adrenergic receptor signaling pathway.
UAGUGGUUUUCUUGUCAAAACAAAUAUCUUGGGGAAGGUACCUGUGGUAAGAAGAAAUCAUGAUCAACAUAUCAACAUACUCUUCUGAAAUGGGGCAUUUAACCAGUGAGAUAAAUACCUCCACAGCAUUUCUUCUUUCUUAGUAGACAUUUAUUUCUCAUGAGGUUAAUUUUACCCACAAAAUGGCAGUAGUGGAUUUGAACUUGACAACCAUCAUUGACAGUAAUUUGAUGGAAAGUGACCAAACAACCAGAGUUCUCACUGGUUGCUUUCUUUCCGUCCUAAUUCUGUCCACCUUACUGGGGAACACAAUGGUUUGUGCAGCUGUCACAAAGUUCCGCCACCUGCGCUCGAAAGUCACCAACUUUUUUGUCAUCUCUCUGGCGGUGUCAGACCUGCUAGUGGCAAUUCUGGUCAUGCCCUGGAAGGCUGUGACAGAGGUAGCUGGCUUCUGGCCCUUUGGUUCAUUCUGUGACAUUUGGGUUGCUUUUGAUAUCAUGUGCUCCACAGCUUCCAUCCUGAACCUCUGCGUUAUCAGUGUGGACCGAUACUGGGCCAUAUCCAGCCCAUUUCGCUAUGAGAGGAAAAUGACUCCCAGGGUGGCCUUUGUGAUGAUCAGCAUGGCUUGGACACUGUCUGUGCUCAUCUCCUUCAUCCCAGUGCAGCUGAAAUGGCACAAGGCUCAGCCAGUGAGUUUUCCCGAUGUCAACACUUCACACGGUGCCCUGCUGAUGGAAAACUGUGACUCUAGCCUUAACAGAACAUAUGCCAUUUCCUCCUCUCUCAUCAGCUUCUACAUUCCCGUUGCCAUCAUGAUUGUGACGUACACUCAGAUUUACAGAAUCGCCCACAAACAGAUUAGAAGGAUCUCAGCACUGGAAAGGGCCGCAGAGAGUGCGAAGAUCCGCCAUGACAGCAUGGGCAGCAGCUCUAAUGUGGAUUCUGAGAGCUUGUUCAGACUGUCGUUCAAAAGGGAAACAAAAGUGCUAAAAACUCUGUCUGUUAUAAUGGGGGUAUUUGUUUGCUGCUGGCUGCCCUUUUUCAUCCUGAACUGCAUGGUGCCGUUUUGUAAGCACAGUCUGGCCAGUAGAGACACUCAUCUCCCCUGCAUCAGUCCAACAACAUUCAAUGUUUUUGUCUGGUUUGGAUGGGCAAAUUCUUCUCUUAACCCAAUCAUAUACGCCUUCAAUGCCGACUUUCGCAGAGCUUUUGCUAUCCUAUUGGGGUGCCAAAGACUCUGUCCAGGAGGCAAUAGCAUGGAGACACCUAGCCUGAACAAAAACUGAAAAGCAUCAUUCUCCUCUGUGUUAGAUCAGAGGGAACCCUCAAUGUGUGGACAGAUUGGCUAUGUGAGCCUGUGUCACACCAAACCUUUGCCAAGGAAGGCUGUUGGAAAUUGUGAGGAAAUAGAUUUGGAAAUAAAGACUCUGGGAAGAAAGCCCUCCUGCUGUGCUGGAGAGCAAGGACAGCAUCUCUGACGUUCCUAAAGCAAAACCAAUCUCUAUGUAAGCUAUACUUUCCCAAACAAUGACGCAAGGGUGGCCUGUGGGUUCCAGGUGGCUCACAGGCUAUUUAAGUUAUUGAAGCCACAAGUGACUUGCAAAAAUUAGACAAGCAAUUAUUUAAAGUCCUUCACAAAGAUAUGCAAAGCAAAGAAUGAUUAUUACAUAUACAGACAUUUGAAGAAACUAUAAAAUAAUAAUGUAUGUGAAGCUGAACUGCCGGGCAAAACUGCAAUACAAUGGAACAAAUGUUGUUACUGUAAAUGACAGCGUGGAUAAAAUGUUCUUCAAGGAAUAUUCCGGCUUUAAUAUAGCUCAAUCGACAGCAUUUGUGUCAUAAUGUUUAUAACCACAAAAAAUUAUUCAAAUAAAAAAAAAGCAAAAGUCGAGGUUACAAUGAGACAGUUAGAAUAGAAAUAAAUGGAGGGUUAAAAGGCAAAAUGUGAAGCUUGUAAUUUGGACAAGUCCAGAUUAAUUUUUGAGGAAAUCAACAUUAUGCCACAAUUCUGUCAAUAGAUCUUAACUUGUAUUGAACCCAGAAUUUUUCUUAUGUAUUCUUCAUAAUAUAUUCUUAUUCCAUCAGUAUUUGAAAUAUCAUUGAAUUAUGAACCAUUUCAGCCAUUUCUAGUAAAUUUCAGUGCAAUCAGUGUCUAAUACACCACUGCUUGAAAAUCCUCAUCCUAUCCACUCUCAUUACAUUUUCUUUACAUCUUUGCCUUAUUCAUGAGACUUUGCAUUUGUUUUUCCAAAACAAGUGGGCAGAUGGUCAGUUAUGAGAAGGCCAUCCCAUUAUUGCUGUAAUGAACAUGUAUAUUGUUCUCUG